CCCCGCGGAGCGGCCGCCGCCGGGCCCAGCACUGAUGUCUCUGAGUUCCAUCGGGUUCACCAGGGGCAGGAGCAGCAGCUCUCCUUUCUGCUGGGUCAGGAGGAAACAUCUCUCUCUGGACACCACCAAGGUUGCAGACAAAGAGCGGCACGGAGAGCAGAUAAGCCUGUGCUCUUUCUCUUUGUUGUUCCGCUCCUGUGUUUUGCUGGCCCGAGGGUCUGCUGGAAGCCUGAUGAAGCUGGAGGGAAUUACUCAGAGCAGCAGCAGCGCUGGGCGCAGCAAGCUCAGCCGCAGGCAGGGCUGGCAAGGCCCUAGCCCAAGACACCUUCCCAUCGUGCAAGAGGGACCCUGUGUUCUCCCCAUGGAGAUCAGACGUGCUUUACCCCAGAAUGUCCAGGAGCUGCUGCACUGCUUGAAGAUGAGGAGCAAGUAUGCCAUCCUGCUGGUCUUCAUCAUCAGCCUCGUCAUCAUCGAGAAGGAAAACAACUUCAUCUCCAGGGUGUCGGACAAGCUGAAGCAGUCCCCACAGGCACAGGCAGAGGCCAACAGCACCGAGGUCAGACCAGCACCGGCCAAGGACAGCUCUCUGGCCUCACUGCAGGAGCUGGACACUGCCUUCUCCCAGCUGAAGUCCCACCUGUACAACAUCACCCUGCAGCUGGCAGGUGACAGAGACCCUGGCCCACGGCGGCACCUCCUGCUUAUGGCCACCACCCGCACUGGCUCCUCUUUCGUUGGGGAGUUCUUCAACCAGCAGGGCAACAUCUUCUACCUCUUUGAGCCCCUCUGGCACGUCGAGAAGACGGUGAGCUUCAUGACAGGGGCAGCCAGCAUGGUGGGCUCAGCCUUGGUUUACCGAGAUGUCCUCAGGCAGCUCUUCCUCUGUGACCUCUACACAUUAGAGAACUUCAUCUCACCGGUGCCCGAGGGCCAUCUGACACCCUUCUUGUUUCGGCGGGGCUCCAGCUACUCGCUGUGCGAGGAGCCCGUCUGCACGCCCAGCACCAAGAAGGUCUUUGAGAAGUACUACUGCAAGAACCGCCACUGCGGCCCCCUCAACAUCACACUGGCGGCCGAGGCGUGCCAGCGCAAGCAUCACGUGGCCCUGAAGACGGUGCGCUUCCGGACGCUGGAGUUCCUGCGGCCACUGGUGGAGGACUCUCGGCUGGACCUGCGCAUCAUCCAGCUGGUGCGGGACCCCCGCGCCGUCCUGGCCUCACGCAUAGUGGCCUUCCCCUUCAAGUACGAGGCCUUGAAGAAGUGGCUGUCCAAAGGAGAGGCUGCCAUGCGCGAGGAGGAGCUGCAGCGGCUGCGGAGCAACUGCGAGAGCAUCCGUGUGUCGGCGGAGCUGGGGCUGCGGCGGCCGGGCUGGCUGCGGGGCCGCUACAUGCUGGUGCGCUACGAGGACGUGGCGCGCGCGCCGCUGCAGAAGGCGCGGGAGAUGUUCCGCUUUGCCGGGCUGCCCCUCACCCCGCAGGUGGAGGAGUGGAUCAGUAGAAACACCCAGGCUCCCCGUAAAGGUGACGACGUCUACUCCACGUGCAAGAACUCCUCGGAGCAGAUCGACAAGUGGCGGUUCAGCAUGUCCUUCAAGCUGGUGCAGUUGGUGCAGGAAGCCUGCGCCCCAGCCAUGCAGGUCUUUGGCUACAAGCUGGCCAGCAGCCCAGCGGAGCUGGCCAACCGCUCCUUCAGCCUGCUGGAGGAGGCACAGCCCUCCUGGAUCACGUAACCGCGCUGGGCGACAGCGGCGGGGCGGAACGAGGGGUUGCGGCCGUGCUCCCGGCUGGCCCGGACACGACCUGGGGGUCCCUGCUCCCAAAAAUGCUCCUCGCUGCUGCCAGAUGGCAGCCCCGGGAGCCAGAGCGUGCUGGUAGAGCUGGCCCCAGGGUCCUGCAGAGCCUGAGUUACACGGUUUCUCCAAGAAUGGGGAAAUGGUAAAGGUGAGAGGCAGUGGGGUCAGCAACAGGGCCACCUCCCCAGCACUGAGGAAGAGGAGGGUGACAGUAAGCAGACGGGGACAGGACCAAGCACCUCUGCCUUGCCACCCUCCAUGCCAGCUGGGACAGGGCAAGGACAAAAUCCCUGUGGUGCCAGAAACCGCCCAGACCCCAGAGACCUUCUUGGUUUAGUGCCUUCACACACCAGCACAGACUGGAGACUGCCCACAGAGCCCUGGACCACACUUGGGCUACAACAAACAAAAUGAGUUGACUAUGGUUUGGUGCUCUUCACACUUGGUUUUGGAGGUUUGGGUUUAUUUCCUUUUUUCUUCCUGUGUAAUUGCAUACCAGGUGAAUUUAUUUAUUUAUUAUGUGAAAAGGAUGGGAAGGCUUGUCAAGGAGCAAAGCCCAAAAAUCAGAGCAUGACAACGUACCACAAAGGGAGACACCCAGAACAGAGGUCAUGUUUUAGCUGGAGACCACCACGAGUCCUUCUGUAUGAUCUUGGGAGAACCCCCAGGCACUGAGGGGCUGUAACCCCCCCACAGCCCCACAACUGCAAACUUCAGCGGUGCUGAAAGACGGCCAGACUUAUCUGAUUAAAAAAAACUCCACCAGCACCGAGUCCAAAGCAUCUGCUCUCUCUUUAGUAUUGGUGGGUGUCCCCUGGGAGCCCCAGAAAUAGUGCUAACAGCACUGGUGGGUGGCCAAACCUGGUAGAGGCUUGGUGAGUUUCAGGGUGUUUGCCACGUGCAGAUGGUGACCCAGUGCCGUGCUACCCCCUCCAAUUCACAUUUCAGUAAUUAAAAUGCCUAUUUUUAGCCCCCUUUGUAGCUCA
This is a messenger RNA of Prinia subflava (tawny-flanked prinia), 2778 nucleotides long. It is a transcript of the gene CHST3, whose product is annotated as carbohydrate sulfotransferase 3. The coding region runs from base 35 to 1729 and encodes 564 amino acids. The record is from RefSeq and is a predicted model, not a curated record. NCBI's taxonomy places the organism in Eukaryota, Metazoa, Chordata, Aves, Passeriformes, Cisticolidae. Gene Ontology annotation, molecular function: chondroitin 6-sulfotransferase activity; N-acetylglucosamine 6-O-sulfotransferase activity. The transcript has 5 exons. Gene Ontology annotation, cellular component: Golgi membrane; trans-Golgi network. Gene Ontology annotation, biological process: carbohydrate metabolic process; N-acetylglucosamine metabolic process.